UCAUCAUCCUGAGACUGUGGAAAAGAAGCGUUUUUGUGCUCAGUGUGUAUGUGUGUGAGUCCCCGUGUUCGGCUCGGUGUUGACCUGCGACGGAUUAUUAUAAUGUUAUAGUUAUUUUUUAAUUAUUUUUUUAAAUUCACGGCGGGUUUUUUUUUUAAACACGUAACGGAAUUAUUAUUAUUAUAAUAUAUUUUUUGUACUCUUCUCAGCCGAGUGGAAUGUGUGUUGCCGUACACACCUCUGUGGAUGGAUAUAAAUAGGAUCCGCGGUGUGCGUGAGUGAGCGGGACCGGGUUUUUUUAUUUCCUGUGCUAGCUUACAUGGUGGUGAUUAUUACUAGCAUUUCAAGCCCGUGAACGCGUGUUGCCUUGGCUACGACCCGCCGAGGGGGGAAUUUUUUUUCUUCCGAAGACCGGCGUAUGUGCACCGGAAGGAGCCCCAUCUCCUGAACCACGCGCUGCCCUUGUGUCCCCCCUUUCCGCCUUGUUAUUUAAAGGUCUGAGGGUUGAGCAGUGAGGCUCUCACCGUGGCCUGACGCUGGAAUCAAUGCCGGGAAGUCGUUGUCCUCCUCAGGCAGCCUAGCGAAGGUUCAGAAAGUAGCAAGCUGGCUUUUGGAAAUGAACCAGGACCUGCUGGUUCCCGAACCUGCGCCGGAGCCAGAACCUGAGCCCGGACUCAUGAACCACGAGCGAGAACCUCAGCAGCGGAGGAGAGAUCGAGGAGAGGAGGAUGAGGAGGAGGAGGACGAAGACGAGCGAGAGCGUUCCGGAGAGGCGGAAGAAGCGGAAGAGGAACCCUGGCCUUCGGGGAGGGAGUCCGUGAGCCGGAACCAGGCAGCGGAAGAAGGCAGGAGAGAGGAAGUAAACGGAGGAGAGAAAGCCGUGCAGUGGUUGUGGGAGCAGGAGCAGCGGAGACGGCGGCGGAGACGGCGGAACGACGACGAGGAAGAGGAGGAGAACAACAACCACGGCGAUGACGAAGGAGGAGAAGGACUGGUACGGACGGGAGACGAAGAGGACGGAGAGCGGGAGGAAGAGGAAGAGAUGGACCAGGAGAGCGACGAGUUUGAAGCGUCAGAGGACAGCGCGAGAGAGGAGGACGAGGAAGCGGAAGAGGACGAGGGAGGAGAGACUGGACUACACCCUUCUCCGGUCAAAACCGGAGCGUCGGAUCCGAACGAUAACUCCGACGUCCAAUCAGGACGACAGAACCAAAGCUCAUCUUCAUCUAAGCACACGCAUCCUCAGAUGAAGAGGAAGUUGGACCAUGGCCCAGAAGUUCGACCGUUCCCUUCAGGAAAAAAACCCUGUCCAAGUCCGACGGGUUUGGUCCCGUACCCAUCCACUCCCACUACAUUCGGUGACCUGAGAGCUGCUAACGGACAGGGACAGCAGAGACGACGCAUCACCUCCAUCCAGCCUCCGACUGGCUUACAGGAAUGGCUCCGUACCUUCCAGAGUUGGAGUGGGCCGGAGAAGCUGCUGGCAUUGGAUGAGUUGAUUGACAGCUGUGAGCCGACGCAGGUAAAGCACAUGAUGCAGGUGAUCGAGCCUCAGUUCCAGAGAGACUUCAUCUCCCUACUACCCAAAGAGUUGGCUCUGUAUGUCCUGUCCUUCUUGGAGCCGAAGGAUUUGCUCCAGGCUGCUCAGACGUGUCGAUACUGGCGAAUCCUCGCGGAGGACAACCUGCUCUGGCGAGAAAAAUGCAAAGAAGAAGGUAUCGACGAGCCAUUACACAUCAAAAGGAGGAAGGUGGUGAAGCCAGGAUUCAGUCACAGCCCGUGGAAGAGCGCCUACAUCAGACAACACCGCAUUGACACCAACUGGAGGAGAGGAGAGAUCAAAUCACCCAAGGUGUUGAAAGGACAUGAUGAUCACGUCAUCACAUGUCUACAGUUUUGUGGGAAUCGUAUCGUUAGCGGUUCAGACGAUAACACACUCAAAGUGUGGUCUGCUGUCACAGGAAAGUGUUUGCGGACGUUAGUGGGACACACGGGCGGCGUUUGGUCCUCUCAAAUGCGAGACAACAUCAUCAUCAGCGGCUCGACGGACCGAACUCUGAAAGUGUGGAACGCCGAGACGGGAGAAUGUAUUCACACACUGUACGGACACACGUCCACCGUGCGCUGCAUGCACCUCCACGAAAAGAGGGUUGUGAGUGGUUCUCGGGACGCGACCCUGCGUGUGUGGGACAUUGACUCUGGUCAGUGUUUGCACGUGCUGAUGGGUCACGUAGCGGCGGUGCGCUGCGUGCAGUACGACGGCCGCCGUGUCGUCAGCGGGGCCUACGACUUCAUGGUAAAAGUGUGGGACCCUGAGACCGAGACGUGCUUACACACACUGCAGGGACACACCAACCGAGUCUACUCACUACAGUUUGACGGCGUCCACGUGGUCAGCGGUUCUUUAGACACAUCCAUCCGCGUGUGGGAUGUUGAGACGGGGAACUGCAUACACACGCUUACGGGUCAUCAGUCUCUCACCAGCGGCAUGGAGCUCAAAGACAACAUCCUAGUGUCGGGGAACGCCGAUUCCACCGUCAAAAUCUGGGACAUAAAGACGGGACAGUGUCUCCAAACGCUGCAAGGUCCUCACAAGCACCAGAGCGCCGUGACGUGUCUGCAGUUCAACAAGAACUUUGUGAUCACGAGUUCGGACGACGGCACAGUGAAGCUGUGGGAUCUGCGCUCGGGAGAUUUCAUCAGGAACCUGGUGAGCCUGGAGAGCGGCGGCAGCGGCGGCGUCGUGUGGAGGAUCCGAGCCUCGAACGUGAAGCUGGUGUGUGCCGUGGGCAGCAGGAACGGCACCGAGGAGACCAAACUGCUCGUGCUCGACUUCGACGUCGAACUCAAGUGAACUGGACAUGAAGUUGAAGGGAGAGAAAGAACGGAGGGGGCGAGGCGGUGGGGGUGGGGUGGGGGGGUCGAAUCGGGCCUCCUUGUGUGGCUCCACCGCUGGACCCACCACUGCUCACCGUUCCUGCCAUGAAUCGCCCCUUUAGUGACCGCUGCUGUGAUUUAUUUUUUGAGGGGUGGGGGGUGCUUCUUCAGCAACAGGGCGGGGCAUGACUGAUAGCGGAAGGAAGGAGGAACAGGAAGUGGGCCUCCUUGCGCAGCUCCAAGACCAGACCCACCGUAUAGAGGCAUCACCUCUUCCAUCUUUAAUAGGGGGACAGGGGCAGGAACGAGGAGGCGGAGCCUCUGCAUUCUAUGAAGAAAGGCUUCUCCAUGCAGCUCCAUGACUGGCAUCUGCUUGUCUGGUUCCUUUUUUUUUUUUUUUUUUUUUUUUUAAGGGGUUCUGUGCAGCAAAGCAUUCUGGGAAGGAACGGGAUGUGAUUAUUUUUCGUUUGUUUCUUUUCUCUCCUCACAGUCUUUCUCACUCAGAGACUUGCUGAUUUAAGCCUGCAUGCCCCAGACAGCAUUAUCUUUAUUUUUGUUCGUGUUUUUUAUUUUAUUUUUAUUUUUUUAUUUCUUCUUAUUUUAUUUUAUUUUUGUUUGUUUGUUUAUUUUUUUUCUUUCUUUUCAAACCGAUUACAAACAAGUUGACACUGUAAGCAUGACGUGAGCGAGGAAGGCGAGUUGACAGGUGAGGGUUUAUGACGAAUGCACGCAGGUUUAGUUUUUAACAGGAGAAAAAAGAUGGAGAAAAAAAAGCUUUGAGAUUUUAAAUGCGAGGAUUAAACAAAACACACACACACACACACACACACACACACACACACACAAACAGAAGAAGCCUCAAUAUGUCUGAGAAAGAGCCUGGCUUGUUAUUAUCCCUCCUCCUCCUUCUUUCCACAGACCUCACACACAAACACAAUUAUUUAGUGUUCAAUGCACAACUGUGAAUUUAAGUCUUUUUUUUUUCUCUCACAAACUCCAGCGUUUGCUGUUCUCAUUGUGUUUCCUCUUCACCGUUACCUCUAAGAUGAGUCUCAGUAUUAAUUCAAAGACAGUCUGGCGUAAAAUAAGAUCUCUCUACACAAGCACUCGCACACACCUGUUCCUCUCACCCUGAAUGUAGUCAAUCAGACUAGACGUGCUAAUAUCGCUAAAAGAAAAAAAAAAAAAGAAAGAUUAGCGCUGCUAGGUUAGCGUUGUGCAAACUGCAUGUCUAACUCAUCACAUUUGCCUCAAAAGACAUUGAGCACACGAUGCUAAACUGGGGGUUGUACACUUCUCGUUAUUAGCCAUGUUAGCAUGACUUCAAUCAGGCGUCGAAUAUCUGAUCGCAUUCGGGUUUUAGGAGGAAACCGAUGGGUUAUUGUUUUUGUUGUUGUUGUUAGACCUGCAUCUUUAAGUGCUGUUCCACAUCCUCAGUGUGCUUUCUGUUUUUCGCUCUUUUUCCUUUCAGCUUCCUUUGUUGGCUCAGUACCGUUGCUUCAGGUACCGUUGCUUAGAUUCGGAUUGUUUGGGGGUUUUUUUGUUUAGUUUUUUUUUUGGUUUGUUUUUAUUUUUCCUAUCCCUUUGGAAGCCCCGCCCCUUCCUGUUCCUGUUCUCCCAGUGGCCAAACUGAACUUAAUGCUGCUAGUCACUCAUGCGGGACUUUUGUGUGGUUUUUUUUGUUUUUGUUUCUUUGUUCCCUCCACUGGCUGCGACGUUUUAGUCUCAGACGAACUCCUAAAAUAAUUUAGACUUACAAAUAAAUCAACAAAAGACACACACGUGAUGCGCAACACAUGAAAUCAGACUUUUUCCAUGUUAUUUUUAUUUUUUAUUUUUAUUUUAUUUUUUUUUGCCACUGAAACUUGAGCCAAAUGUGCCUCUACGAGGCUGAAAGAGCGAGAUGGUCCGAUGGUCCGACUUACGGACGAUGCUCUGUGUGUGUGUGUGUGUGUGUGUGUGUGUGUGCUGCCUGUUUGUAAUUGAGCAUCGUUCACACAUUCCUUGGGACGGAAGUUCUGUCAGGGACGUGUUGGAUGGAUUUUUUUGUUUUUUUUUAUUUUUUUUUAACACACCGCAUCCGGAUCGAUGGAAAGUCGGACUCAUUCAUCGUUCUUUUUGAAGAGAGGACAAACAAGCAAACAAAAAAAUUACAAGCGUCAACGUAGCCAAACCCGUUCGUCUCAUUCUCCGAGUCACACGCUGAACUGUGAAACUGGUUUAACACUGUAUAUUAGGAUAAAAAAAAAAAAAAAACACAAGAAACAAGUUCUUUCUCCAGUUUUUAGUUUUAUUUAUGGUCUGGUUUAAGAAAAUCAGAUGAUGGAGGUCUUUUUUUUUUUUCCUUUGUUUGUUUGUUCUUUUGUUUUGUUUUGUUUUGUUUCUCCUUUUCUUUUUUGAUUCCAGUCCAAACUGCCUGGUGUUAACAGACAGAUUAAAAAAAAAACAAAAAACAACAACAAACCUUAAAGGGAUUGUCUAUUAGAAUUUUUAUUUUCUUAUAACUUAAGUGCAAUAAAAUGUGGGGUUAUUAAUGUUUUCCUUUUUUUUUUUUUUUUUUUGUUUCAUUUCAAGCUUCUUUUUUUUGUCACUGUGUGAAAGUGUCAUAUGUGCUCAAUAAAGCUUCUACGGUUUAUUGUA
Messenger RNA from Silurus meridionalis, 5517 nucleotides. It is a transcript of the gene fbxw7, whose product is annotated as F-box and WD repeat domain containing 7. The coding region runs from base 617 to 2854 and encodes 745 amino acids. NCBI's taxonomy places the organism in Eukaryota, Metazoa, Chordata, Actinopteri, Siluriformes, Siluridae. Gene Ontology annotation, biological process: ubiquitin recycling; proteasome-mediated ubiquitin-dependent protein catabolic process. The transcript is spliced from 13 exons. The record is from RefSeq and is a predicted model, not a curated record. Gene Ontology annotation, molecular function: ubiquitin binding. Gene Ontology annotation, cellular component: nucleus; cytoplasm.